Gambusia affinis (western mosquitofish) is the source of this 2163-nucleotide messenger RNA. It is a transcript of the gene ppp1r27b, whose product is annotated as protein phosphatase 1, regulatory subunit 27b. The transcript is spliced from 3 exons. Bases 385 to 888 code for a protein of 167 amino acids. The record is from RefSeq and is a predicted model, not a curated record. Gene Ontology annotation, molecular function: phosphatase binding. NCBI's taxonomy places the organism in Eukaryota, Metazoa, Chordata, Actinopteri, Cyprinodontiformes, Poeciliidae.
CCUCACCUCACCUGAUCCUGCCUGGUGUUUACUAGAAACUUCCAGCCUCCUACCUUCCUGUCAGCUGAAGGGAUGUCACUGAUAUAUUUAAGUGGACCACAUCAAGAAAUGUGAAGUUGACACGGGUCCAGGAGGUUACUGGCUGUUAUGUGUGUUGAUGUAAGCUGUCUGAAGAGGCUUAUGACUGGUCAGAGGGAGGGAACUGGCUUGAGCCCACUCAUCUUCCAAAUCUUGCGGCUGAUCUUAAAAUAGGCCAGCAAGGAGAAUAAAAGAGCCACAGCGAGGAAGCUGCACCCUCAGAGGAGCAGUUGAUCCAAGAGAGAGAGACACACACCCUAAAGGGACUUAAAGUUUUUGCAAGUUCUUCUGCAACAAGACUCCAGGAUGAAGUAUUAUGGAUGCCCCGUGUCCCAGACCCUGGGAAUCAAAGCUUACAGCCAGCGCUGCAACCUUCCAGUCGCCUGCAAGAGUGCAGCCUCCCUGAAGCCGGUCCGGAGCGUCCACUUCUCCAACGACGUCGUUUUCCAGGACUAUGUCCGGCACGGCGAGCUGGAGAGGAUCGGCCGUUUCAUCAGGGCCAGCAGGGUCAAACUGGACACCAUUUACCACUCUGGAAUGGCAGCCAUCCAUGAGGCAGUCCUGACGGGGAAUCUGGAGUGUGUGCAGCUGCUGGUGCACUAUGGGGCAGACAUCCACCAGAGAGACGAGGAGGGGUGGACCCCGCUGCACAUGGCAUGCAGCGACGGCUUCCCACACAUCGCAUGCUACCUGCUGUCUCUGGGCGCCGACCCCGAGCUGGAGAACGAUUGCGGCGAGAAGCCGGCUGACCUCAUUGACCCGGAGAACAAGGAGCUGCUGAGGCUCUUUGGGCUGGCGGUCAACGACUGAAGACCCCAGAGGUCCCUUGAGCUUCACAGUCGUCCGAAAGCCGCUGCAAGAGUUUCCGAAUGUUCUUCGGGGGCGAGCGGAGAAAUCCGCAUCGGUCCAGGUUCCUGGUUUUUGAGCUGCCGCAGCUCCGAGAGGGGAUGGCUGCUGGGUGGACGAAGGGCCGGCAGAGCUGACGGACCCGUCUGACUGGACUGUUUUACUCCAGCAGCACCAACCUGCUGCAUCCUCUCUGCGCCUCAGACCUUUUUAUAACUUCACUUUUUUUAUAUUGUCUGAAGUUGCAGGAAUGUUCAACUUUGUGAAACAAAGCUGUUGCACUUUCUAGUUCCAUUUUUCUAAGAUUACUGUCAUGUUUAUGUUUUUAGCCUUUACCAGCAAGUUUGUUUUGUGUUGAUCAUUUUAAGUUAAUUCUACUGUUCAUUAACUUGUUUGUCCUUUUUUUACUUGUUUAAAUAAAGUUAAUUAAUUCCUGAUGUCUUUGCUGUACUCUGCAAUGAACAUUAAGGUUAAACUGAACAGAUUUAAGAAAGAAAUUUAAUGGGAAAGAGAAUCAGAUGCUUAAGCUAAAUAUAUAUUUUUUAGGAGAUGAUAAACCAACAAAGCAACUCUGUAACAUCACGUCAAAGUUAAUCUUCUGUUUCCAAUGAAACAUCACGAAUUAUAAUGGAUCAAGGUUGUUCAUUAGUCUUAAAUCAACACAUAUAUUUAUCUAAACAAAAGAGAAUUUAUUUCAGUAAUACAAUUCAAAAAGUGAAACUCGAAUGCAGUGCAUCCAGAGUACUCCAUAUUUUGUGUUACAGCCUUAUUCCAAAUUGAUUUCAAUAAACAACUUGGAUUCACAAAUACUUAAAAUCACAAGCACUUAAAAGUAUUUUGUUUAUGUAAAGUUCCUUGAGGCAACAUGUUGUCAAUUGGUGCUAUUUAAAUAAACUGAAUUCAUUUUAUAUUCCAGCAGUAUUUGGUCUUUGGAUCAAUGUCAAUAGUGUUACUGUGACUGAACGUAUUGUCAAACGGUGGAGUCACCAGACCCAGCAAUGCAGACGAGCUGAAGUUUGUUACCAUAGCAACCUGGGUUCCCAUCCCACCCCGCACUUGUGCAGUAAUUCAUGCAAAAGCAGAUCCAACAAAGUUUAACAUCCUUUUUUUUAUUGGCCUUUUAUAAAAUUCUGAGAAACAGAAUUUCUACUUUUCAUCAGCUAUGAGGUAAUUUAAUCAAAAUUAGCAUAAACACAUUGAACUAUAUCACUGGAAUAUAUCCCUGUGAUUGUAUUGAAU